GAGAAUUUAUUUUUACUUUUUGGAUGAGAAUAUGGAGUUGGGGCGCGUGUGGGAGUGAUGCUCAAUAUUUUAAUCUAAAUUAACAUCGCCACGCCCACGCGAUCCUUGAGAGUUGAGACCGAAGAAUUUUACCAAAAUUAUUCUGGUGGUAGUUGCGUCUACUUGCAGAAAAAAUGGCUGAGAAAGUUCAUUCCUUUGAGGAGGUAGCCCAGCACAACAAGAAAGAUGAUUGCUGGCUUAUCAUCUCUGGCAAGGUCUAUGACGUGACACCAUUUCUGGAAGAGCACCCAGGAGGAGACGAUGUCCUUUUAACAUCAACAGGGAAGGACGCAACUGUUGACUUUGAAGACGUGGGGCACAGUGAUGAUGCGCAAGAGAAAAUGAAGGAAUUCUUUGUCGGCCAUAUUGACGAGUCUACUCUGCCCGAAACCAAACAGGCCUUCCACGUCACCAGCACUACUACGGGUGCAGCCACGGAGAAUCAGGGCUCUGGUGGAGACUCGUCUAAGGUUCUGCUCUAUGUUCUGCCCCUUUUGAUACUCGGUGUUGCAUUCCUUUUGCGUUUGUACUUUCAGAAGGAGUGAAUGAAAAAGGAAAAAGAAAAAAGAAAAAGAAGAAGGGUUGUUGGAAGAAAACCAAAAGAAAGUGAGGAUUAUGUAUUGGUUAUUGAAUUAGGAUGUCUGUGUGUGUUGAAUGUUGAUGCAUACUGUAUGUUGGUACAACUAAUAAUUGGAACUCUAUAGUCUCUGCCAAUAGAUCAGAUGGCUCUUGUUGUAUCCCUUGUUUGCCAAACGUUAAUUAUGAUGCGAUGGCUUGUUUGGAAUCUGUGUGUACCUUUGUGCAUGACGGCGUGUUUUAAGCUCGCCCCUUGAAACGUUAUUGCGAAUGUUAUGUGAAUCUUGAUGGAUUAAACUGUGUCCAGAGCAAAGGGAAUGAAAAUGUAGUGACAAGUUAUAUUAUAAUUUGUAUGCUAGACAGAAAAAUGAAGGAAGGACUUUAUGACAUGAUGUUUUUUCAGCUAAAUGCAUGGUUUUAAGCCAG
Molecule: messenger RNA, 1041 nt
Organism: Striga asiatica
Lineage: Eukaryota; Viridiplantae; Streptophyta; Magnoliopsida; Lamiales; Orobanchaceae
Source: the annotation of a GenBank genome assembly